Molecule: messenger RNA, 5183 nt
Organism: Pangasianodon hypophthalmus (striped catfish)
Lineage: Eukaryota; Metazoa; Chordata; Actinopteri; Siluriformes; Pangasiidae
Gene: olfml2ba
Product: olfactomedin-like 2Ba
Exons: 8
Coding region: 278-2908 (876 amino acids)
Biological process (GO): signal transduction
Source: RefSeq, a predicted model, not a curated record
CUGUCUCUCAGCUGGAAUAGGCUGUUUCAGUCUUUUUUCUUCAUACAGCAGGCAGAUCGCGCACCUGUUCAUAUGGACGACAUUAACGACACUGAACUGUCUAACCCCUGUCGUUUCCAUCCGCCGUUUCAAUGACUGGACCAGAAGAGCGCAAUAUAUUGAGAUACAUGAAACAUCUUCUCUGUAAUAAACGAAAGAACUAGAGCCUAACAUUCACUGUCACUGUUUUUCCCGAAAGUUUGUUUUCGGUGUAGAAUAAAGGUUUUGUAGCUCCGCGAUGGAGAAAGUGGGAUUUUGGUGCCUGGUGUUACUCGCUUACACUUCAGCCGCCCCAAACGCCCCUCGCGCGCUUCAGCAGGAGAAAAGCGAACAAAACAAACCUUCAGAAGCUGAGCUGGAAGAUCAGGGUAACGUUUUGAUUGAGCUGCUGGCUGAUUAUGACAAAGAGAGAGGCGCUGACUGUGGCUGUAAAUGUGUUGUCAGAGUCCCGGGCAGGAGCGCGCGCCCUCCGGAGUCCUACACGGUGCAGAGCGUCGCGUCUCGCCACGGCUGCAAGUGCGCAUGCGCAGCAACUCCACAGCCAGCGCAGCAGCCCUGCGAGGAAAGCUUAAGAGAAAAGAAGCUGCAGCAAGUUGCGAGAGAAAAUGACAAGCUCCUGGCUAUAAUGGACUUGCUGGAGGACUCUUUCUCCAAAGCAAAUCUGUUAAAGUUGCUUAAGCUGAGUAUGCUCACUGCCGAGCUGCUGGAACGGGUGGCCAACAUCGAGAGGGUAUUAUUUCAGAACCAGACUACUGAGAAGACUAAGGUACAGAGUGUGCCACCAGAACCAGAAAUAAGAGCAGUCCUACCGACAUCUGCACCCCCACCAUGGCGUGAGAACAGAAAGAAACAGAGCGAGAAGAGUAGUGAGGCUGCAGCUUAUCAGCAUACAGAGAGUAAGUAUGAGGAGAAGUUUGUGGGAGGCCUGUUAAAAAGGAGUGGACCUGGACCAGAUGUUAAAGCUUUACAGGAACAAGAGCAUCAUGGGAGGCAGCAGCACCCAAAGUUGAUUGUUAGGGGGAUCACAUACUACAAAUCUGACCCGGUGGAUGAGACAGAGACAGAGGAGAACAUGGGUGAAGAUGAAAGCCACAGUGGUGACAGCUCCGUAGAUCUUUUUUCAGAGGAGGAACUUCUUCCUCUCAGUGCUCCUUCGUUCAAAACUAUCACCAGACCAUGGCCAAUUUCAGCUAAACCCAACACUCCACCUCAGGAUAGUACAACACCACAAAGUGUGCCCAAGCCUCAGCUGGAAGAAUCUGACUCUUCUCUGUCGGUCAAGAGGAAAAUGCUUAAUAAUUCAGGGCUUGCAUUGGCAAAAACCUUCCAGUCAACCACAGAAAGCUUCAUCAAGCUCAGAGCCUUGCAGUCCUCAGCUACCACAGAUAACGUCCGAGCCAUUUGGCCCACAAAACACACCAUACCUCAAACACUCCCUGGAACAGAGGAAGAAAGAGAGGAGAAGACCACUUCUCAGAUGAUGAUGAACAUGGAAUCAACUUCAAGUCACAUAAAGAUGAAGUCUAAUUCAGCUUCUUUAGAAAUGACAGAAAACAUCAUACCAAGCACAGUAGCGGCCGUCAUCAGUCAGUCAGAGGUCACUAUGAAAACUUUAACUGAGCAAACUCACAACACUGGAACCAUUUCCAGGCAGAAUUUCAGUCAGGCCAAUGAACAAAACACGCUGUCAAAUGCAACUUCAUCACCAACCACUCAGAGCCAAGCUGCUACUAUUCCAGAAACUUAUUCCAAUCCAAUCACAGAUGUGAGAAGCUACAUGAAGACCAAUGCUGGGAUGACAGCUACUACCACAGAGUCUGGCAAUACAGGAACAAUUGUCAUUCUGUCUACAUCACAUGUAACUGAGGGUGAAAGUGAUUCCAGCACAACUGCAUCAGUGUCCACAAACAGACUGGUUAAUAGUACCACUACAACUAUUACCACUGGCAAACCUGACAAACACAAUACAGACAGCAUUAGUUUGGUUAAAAAACAGCAAGACCCAAAACGAAAGAUCAUUAAAACUGUGGAGGAUGAGGAUGUUGAGGAGAAACCUCAAAGGCAGCCAGGAGAAUGCAAGGACACACUGGCCACAAUCGCAGAACCCAUAGCACACAACACAUAUGGCCGUAAUGAAGGUGCCUGGAUGAAAGACCCAUUGGCUCGUGACAACAAGAUCUAUGUUGCUAAUUAUUAUUAUGGCAACAACCUGUUGGAGUUUCAGAACAUGGAUGUCUUUAAACAAGGUCGUUUCACCAACUUCUAUAAGCUGCCCUAUAGCUGGCUGGGCACAGGCCAUGCAGUCUAUGACGGUGCCUUCUUCUUCAACCGUGCUUUCUCACGUGACAUCAUCAAGUAUGACCUCCGGCGGCGACGUGUGGCAGCCUGGACCAUGUUGCAUGACGCUGCACUGGAGAGUGAUGAGGUUUCAUCAUGGCGAUGGAGAGGCCACUCGGAUGUGGAGCUGGCUGUAGAUGAAAGUGGCCUCUGGGUGAUCUACGCUGCACUGGAUGACGAAGGUUUCUUACAGGAAGUGAUAGUACUGAGCCGUCUGAACCCGGAUGACCUGACCACACAGCGAGAAACCACAUGGAGGACGGGGCUGAGGCGUGAACGUUAUGGCAACUGUUUUAUUGUAUGUGGGGUCCUGUAUGCAACUGAUCACCAUGGAGAACAGCGGGAGAACAAUCUGAGCUAUGCCUUUGAUACACAUACCAAUACACAAAUGACCCCUCGGCUCCCUUUUGGCAAUAACUCCACUUACAUUGCUCAGAUUGACUAUAACCCCAAAGAAAGGGCACUUUAUGCCUGGAACAAUGGCCACCAGAUCACUUAUGAUGUUGUAUUUGCAUACGUAGACCCACUUUAGAUGGGAAAGCAGAUCAUUCUAAAGUGUAUUAUAUAAAUUUGGGGAAAUGUAUGCCUAUGAUACAAUAUGUGUAUGAAAUGUGGACUGUGGAGCAGUCACUUAACAUUUUUGUGAUAUAUUAUCCCUCAUAUUUCUCAUUAUGCUGAUGUUUGUACCAGUUAUCUACAGUCAACUCCAAAAUUAUUGCCACAUUAUUAAAAUAAGCAAAAUUGAGUACUGUAUUUUUCCCACAUUUUUGCCCCUGCAAAACCUUUAAUAUUUUUAUUAUAUUUAAUAUUUUAAUUAAUUAAUGUAAUUUUAUAUUAUCGGCGCCAUUACAAUUAAUAUUUGGUGAAGCUUCUCUGGGAGAGAAUACCAAAACUGAGCUUCUACCUGCAAUGUCCAGUAUAGCUGUAGAGGAUCUUGCAUCACUUCUCCAUAAAGACCAUUUCAAACUGUGUGUGCAUGUCGACUUCCCUCUUCAAUUCAGACACAGGUUUUCUACAGGAGUUCAAAAAUUUUAUGUAUGUGUUGGUGCGUUUGGCUCAUUAUCUUGUUAGAAACUCUAUCUUUGGUUCUAUCUUAGCCUCCUGGUAGAGGCAACCUUGUUCAAGCUGAAAUGUCCAGGCUAGCAGAAUUCAUGUUGACAUCAUAUUCAAAAGAACUACUAGCCACAACACAGCCUCAAGGCAUUACUUAUCCACCCCCAUGUUUUUCAUUCCAAUGGGGUUCAUAGCCAAAAAGUUUGACUUUGACCACACACACUUCCAGUUGUAGUUCCUGAGGGCUUCUUUAAUGCAACCCUUUCAAACUGUGGUAUGGACGAGAUGGCAUCUAACACUUUUUGAAACUAAUACAUAAAUCAACUGUGCAGAAUUCAGUACAAUUCUGAACGUUUGGGUGCUUUGCCUUCCUCACUUCACUUUGCAAAUAAAAACAGAUUUUUUUCUGACAUUUUUGCAUUUAUUUAAAAUAUUAAAUGUAAAUAUUACAAUAAUUUUUGGCAAUAAUUCUGGAGUUAUAAUACUAUAGAUGGUUUACAAGAUACUAAUAUCGCUGUUUUGCUUAACAGUUCUUAGGAAAAAACUAAUGUUUUGAACUCAGUGCCUUUAUAAACACAAAAUAACGGCUCAACCAAAUAUCAAGUUUACAGUGAGGGGGAAAUACAUCACUUAUGUUUCAGACACUUUUGUUCUAGUUAUAUGUUAUAGUUAUUUAGUUCCAGUGCAUCCAAUAUCCAAUUCAAAUUUACACACAUAAUGUCUUUUGAUUUUGUACAUGUAAAAGUACAUAUUCGUAAGCAUGAACCAAAAUAUGUUUAAAAACAAAAUUGAUAGGGAAAAAAGAAUUUGGACACCACAAAUUGCCAACAUUAGUGCUUUGUUGCAGAGCGGUGUUGGCAAUUACAGCUCUAUGAUAAGAUGUUAUUGGGUUUUUGCAGCAUUAUGGCUCAAUUUUGGCCCAUUCCUCUCAGCAAAACAUCUUCAAUUCCCCAAGGAUCCAUCUGAUGGAUUCGCAAAUUCAAAAUCCGCCAUAAAUUUUCAAUGGGAUUCAAGUCAGAAGAUUGGCUAGACCAUGCAGUGACUUCUUGAGUUAUUGUGGCUGCAUGUUUGAGAUUAAAUUCUCUACUAAUAUGUCCCGGGAAAUCACUCCAUUAGUGUUUCUUUCAAUGACGUGUAAAGCCCCAGUAAUGUUUGCAGAGAAGCACCACCACAUCAUGAUGUUCCCACUACUGUGCUUCACUGUAGACAUGGUGUUCUUCGGAUCCUACACACAAUCCUUCUUUCUCCAAACAUGAAGCGUUUAAUUAGUGCUAUAUUGCCAAAGAGUCUUUUUGUUUCUUCUGAGCAUAUUGUUCCAAAAUAGUUCUGAUUUGUUUUAAUGCUUUUAGACAUGCAUCUCUGUGCUUCUUUUUUAACAAAGGAACUGUUGUUCCUGCUGCUUUUGCGUCAUCCUGCAACCGAAAGUGACUGCUGGCUUCUCUCUUACCUUCCUUAUGAUUAGUCUGAGAGCGUGGUUCACCUGUCUGGGGAUUAUUAUUUAGAGUGCAAUGAAAUUUCCACCUGUAUAUCAUCGAGCCAAUUGUAGUGAAAGAGAUGUUUAAGGUCUUUGCUAUGGCUUUGCAGCUUUUUCAUUCAAGUGUUGUUUAAUAAUGUUGUCUCCAAGAACUUUAGGAAGCUUUGUUGCUUAUGAAUACAUACUUUUUGUUCAGAUUUAUAUGAACAAAGACAAAAGAUAUGUAAGUUUGAAAGCGAUAUAUGCACUGGAAGUAUAUUAAAUAACAAAAACAAAAUAA